CCUGCUAGCAAUUCUCGAAGUGGUGUGAGCAAAAGAGGUCGCGCACCUUUUCAUAACAACAGCCGACAUUUUCUCUGAGUGAAUCUUUUAUUUUGCACGCGAGCACAUUUAGCCGUAAUUUAGUGUAAUUCGCCACGCGGAUUGAUAAUUGCUGGAACGCGCUUAAUCGAGACGCGCGCGAUCCUAGUAUUUUAAAACGUGAACCGUCUGUGAUAUUUUCUUAUUGAUACGCAACUAUAAACAAAGGCAUCGAAGCAGCCAACUAACUCUCUCGCUCUUUCGCCAACUGCCUUUUACCGACACAACAACUGUUUCUGACCAAUACUUUCUGGCCAUUUCAACAUGUCCGAAGAGGCUGUCGGCAAUCAGCAGCUGGAUGGCAACAAUCAGUCGCCAGAGCAUCUAGAUGAACCAAAAAACAAUGAAGUAAAGGAGCAACUCGCGGAGAACGAUGCUGAACUGGACCGGCCAAAGGAGCCCAGGCUGCAGUACACGCGGGAUGAGCUGAUGGCAUUGAAGGCCCAUCCCUUGUGCAUCCUCCGACCGGACUGUUUUGACCCCAGCAAGAACAAGAGGGUUGCCAACUUGAGUUGCAUCAAAGACUUUGGACAGGCGACAGCUGGUCAAAGUGGAGGCGGCGGUGGACGCGCCUGGGAGAGGGGCAAGCAGGACUCGCCCACCCCGGCUGACGACCCCAACGCCAUCGUUCUUGGGCCUGAGAAGGUGAAGCGCGUGGCCGAUCCGAGGGAGCGCAUCCGCAAAGAACAGGAUGGCAUCGUGCUCAGUCCUCAACGGCGAAGCUUCAACACUGGUUGUUUUGUUCCUGGGGGUGGCUUGGCCGCUGGGUGCGGCAUGGGGGCCAACGCUGUAGCCCCCAAUGCCCCCAGACGGCCUGAGAGCCCCCUCGGAAAAGGGGAUAGUAGAGAUAAUCAAAUACGUGAGAUACCUACUCGUCGCAUUGGCUCUGGCCGGAUUAUGAAUCGUGAGGCCGAGAGCAAUGCAGGAGGCGGCGGACGGGGCUGGGACUUCAACGAACGUAGCGGCGGCCGCAUGAGCAGUGAGAAAGACGACUUUUCCUCCUUCCGAGGGCUUCGCGAGCGCGAUCGUGACGAAAGAUACGACCGCCGCUCCUUCGGCCGGGAGUUCGAGAGGAACGAAAAAGAUAGACGUGGCGGGCAGGGUUCCAGAUAUGGCAAUGACCGCCGCCGUGAUAGAGAUGAUGAACCAGAGUGGUUCUCUGGCGGACCAACCUCACAGCAUGACACGAUUGAGUUGCACGGAUUUGAAGAUGGAGACGGUAAAAAGAAGAAAAAGCAGGGCACGCCACCAAAAGCAAAGUCACCAGUUUCUAAAGAGGAGGAAGGUGAGAGGGCAGUCGAGCAAGUAGUCGAGGAUAAAAAAGUUGAGCCUGAAGUGGUCAAAGGGAAAGAAAACAUUGAACCAAAAGCGGAAGCGUCCAAGGAUUCUUUCAACAUUGAGGAAUUCCUCAAGCAUGAUAUCCAUGGAGACUUGAGUCACGUAUUUGCUCCUGGUGGCUAUCAGAACGAAGCCACUGAGCAAGCUGGAGGCUCUAGAUUUAGUCGCUUCUUUAAACCAGAGAGCCCAACCGACAACAGAAGGUCAUCUAUCCAAGACGAAUUUCUCGGCAGUUUCAUGAAAGAAAUAGACGAGCCAAAGGUAAACAUACCUGCUCCAGGAGGAUCAGAGGCGUAUUUCGCACCAAUCUCACCUGCGGCUGCGGGAAGUAGUGGCCCCGCAGCAGAAGCUGACAAGUCAAGCAACUUGCUAGCUAUGCUGCAGCGUGGUCAGCAGCAGGAGAAGCACUCCAAGAUCAAGGAACUUGAGAGGAGUGGCCGCUUUCACAGUGUGGAGGAGCUGGAGGCGAAAAUGCUGCAGCAUAAUCUGAAUGCGUCUCGCCAGUCGGACAAAGACCAAGAGGCGUUUCAAAAGCUGUUUAUGCAGACGUCUCAGGAAGCUGGAUCUGGACCUGAAGACUUAUCUGAAAACGGAAAGGACCGCAAGGAUGGUCAGUCAGGCAAACCAAAUCCUGCGUCUCGACUUUCAGGUCGCAUCAUUUCGCAGGGCAACAAAGAUAUUGAUCCAGCCAUGUUUGGUGCUUACUCAGAGCAGAAGGGUCAUCCUCAACAGCAGAUCCAUCCUCAGCAGCAACAGCAGCAGCAGAUGCCAGCUGUUCCGCAGGAUGUUCUGCUGAAACUUCUUGAAUUGCAGCAACAACAAGUUCAACAGCAGCAGUUGCACCGCCAGCAGCAACAACAGCAAGAGAGCAAGUUCUACGGUGGCCGGGGAAUCUUUGGUGGCGGAAGUGCUGCCACUUCUUCCCCAGUUCCACCUGAUGUGCAGGCUUUCAUGCACAACGUGCACCCGAAUCAUGACAUGAUUAUGAGACCUGAAGCUCAAAACAUUCUCGAAGGUCUCCGACAUGGCAAGCUGACAGUGCAGCACCUUGUUCACCAGCUGCACAACCAGACCAUGAACCCGCGCGUCAAGGAGAUGGUGGCUGGCGUGAUUAAGGUUCACCUCCAGCACCAGCAGCAACAACAGGCCAGAGCAGCGUCACCACUUGUGCCAAUGCACCAGCAAAUGCGGAUAACGUCGCCAAUGAACGGUGGCGAAGCGCUCAUGCACCAAGGUUUCCCGUCUAUGGGAGGUGUUUUAGGCACCAGUCCUGUUCCCCCAAUUCAAAGCUCCUCGUUGACGGUGCAGCAUUCAGGGAUCCCUCACCGAGUACCUUCACCGCAUGAGCUCAUUAUGCACACGCGCCAAAUCAUGCAGAAUGCCUUGCUGAAGAAAAAAUUGGAGGAGCAGUCUGAGAAUUUCCAUCGCAAGCAGGAGAAACAGAGGGCCAUGUCGCCUUCUAGCAACAAGCCAUCGUCAUCUUCACCACUUGCUUUCACGCCCACUUCUGUACUGCGUAAGAUGACUGCAGAGAAGGACUUUGAAUCUGGUAAACUGAUUAAUGCCUCACCAUUUUGUUGUGUACUUAAAGCAAAAUUAAAUUCAGCUGAUCCUAAAUCGGCCAAUCGUCCUCACAUGCCUUUGGAGCAGCACAGCAACUGGAAGUCCAUUGAGCCUGUCGCGCCCAAGCCCCAGCAAGGGCGUCCCAUAGUCAAAGGUGGCAGCAACCAGCAGCAGCCACCCUUUAAUUUCCAGCAAGACAUGACCAGAGUUUCGCAGCCAAACAUGAUGGGCAUGCAGAGAAUGAUGGGUGCUCCAAAGAUGGGUGCCAUGCAGCAGCAACAGGCUUUCAUGAAUCAGCAGAACAUGUUCCAACCGCAAAAUAGAGAUUUGCCAAUGGAUAAUAGCGGAAGUAAUUUACUACUGCAGCAGCUACUCUCAGGCCAGAGGUCCAUCAACUCCAUCAACAUGGCUCAGCAGCAACCACAUGGCAUGCCGCGCCCGUUGCGAGGUCAGCAGGCCGACUCGUCUAGUAGCACCAACUUGUCGCAGUGGUUCUCGGGUGCUGGGCAAAUGGGCGCCAUGCCGCCCAUUCCGACCGCGAACACGUUUAGCGUGGAGGAGCUGGAGCGCAGACAGCAACCAACCACCGCCACGCCCGUGCACAACUAGCCGAUCAUUCGAGAACAAACGCUGUCGUCCAACAGAAAAAGAACGAACUUAACUGGCGAAAUAGUGCAGGCCGGAAUCGGUCAAGCCCUCAAUGUGAUACUGAAUGAAUGCGAGCCGGGUGUCUGCUAGAUUGUUGAGUAAUUUUAGACUUGUACAAAGAGCAAAGAGAAUCAUUGUCCUGCUACAGAUUGCAACUGAGAGAGGCUGACUAAUUAAUAUUAAUUAAUUGUGUAGAGUGUAGGGAGAAAGUGAAGGAUAUUACUCUCGCAUACAUUAUUAUUUAUCUUUUAAGUUGGGCGCCAACUCUCGUGGCCGAAUACUCGAAUAGAUGAAUCAAAGCGAAAAGCGAACCCCCUCGUCUCCUAAAACGUACUUGCUAGUCGGCAAUAUUAAAACAACAACAACCAAGCGAGAACUGAAUUGAAGUAUGCAAUUGUUCUGGACGUGCGCGCGCUAACUCUUGACUUCAGUUGGCAUUCUUGAUAUAAUCCAACGUCAUUCCGUAAAGUUCAGUAAUAAAGAGAAGGUGAGAAGACUGGUAUACAUAAUUUACUUUUUGUCAGCGAUUCCUUAUUGUGGAAGCUCAAAUUGUUUCAAUUUUAGAAUUAUUUUCUUUUCAUGUUCAAAAAAUUGAACGUAGCAGUUACACGUUCAAGUUUGACUUGAACUAAUAAAAUUUUUCAAACUUGA
Cloeon dipterum is the source of this 4278-nucleotide messenger RNA. Its product is annotated as eukaryotic translation initiation factor 4E transporter-like. The transcript is spliced from 16 exons. Gene Ontology annotation, molecular function: mRNA binding. Gene Ontology annotation, cellular component: cytoplasm; nucleus. NCBI's taxonomy places the organism in Eukaryota, Metazoa, Arthropoda, Insecta, Ephemeroptera, Baetidae. The coding region runs from base 343 to 3588 and encodes 1081 amino acids. The record is from RefSeq and is a predicted model, not a curated record. Gene Ontology annotation, biological process: negative regulation of translation.